Molecule: messenger RNA, 3356 nt
Organism: Phodopus roborovskii (desert hamster)
Lineage: Eukaryota; Metazoa; Chordata; Mammalia; Rodentia; Cricetidae
Product: NACHT, LRR and PYD domains-containing protein 4C
Exons: 11
Coding region: 9-3356 (1115 amino acids)
Biological process (GO): regulation of inflammatory response
Cellular component (GO): cytoplasm
Molecular function (GO): protein binding
Source: RefSeq, a predicted model, not a curated record
AAGACAGGAUGGCGUCUUUCUUUUCCGAUUUUGGCCUUAUGUGGUACCUGGAAGAGCUAAACAAGAAGGAGUUCAUGAAGUUCAAGGAGGCCCUCAAGCAGGAGAUGGUGCAGUAUGGGUUGCAGCAGAUUCCUUGGACUGAGGUGAAGAAGGCGUCACGAGAAGACCUUGCCAACUUGCUGGUGAAGCAUUAUGAGGAGAAGAAAGCCUGGGAUAUGACCUUCAGAAUCUUCCAGAAUAUCGACAGGAAGGAUCUCAGUGAGAGGGCAGCAAGAGAGAUUGCUGGACACUCAAAGAUGUAUCAAGCUCAUUUGAAGAAGAAGCUGAGCCAGGAUUGGUCCAGAAAGUUCAACAUCCCAAUUCAGGAGUUCCUGAAGCAGAAAUUCACCCUGGAUGAAUGCAUCCGUUUCGAGCAGCUUUUCACACCAAAGGCAACUGAGAAGCAGCCACACACAGUGGUCCUGAGAGGAGUAUCAGGGAUUGGCAAGACACUGAUGAUGGCCAAGCUAACGCUGGCCUGGUCAGAUGGCCAGGUGUUUCAGAACAAAUUCUCCUACAUCUUCUCCCUGUGCUGCCAUGACAUAAAGCCAUUGAAGACAGCGAGCCUGGCUGACCUGAUCUCCAGAGAGUGGCCCAGCCCCUCAGCUCCCAUAGUGGAGAUAGUAUCCGAACCCGAGAAGCUCCUGUUCAUCAUUGACAGCUUAGAAGCGCUGAAUUGUGAUUUGGCCGAACCGGAAUUGGAGCUGUGUGAUAAUUGGAUGGAGAAGCGGCCAGUGAAUAUACUGCUGAGCAGUCUGCUCAGGAGGAAGAUACUCCCAGAAUCCUCUCUCCUCAUCACUGCUACCCCAGAGACUUUUGAUAAGUUGGAGGACAGGAUACACUACACAGAAAUGAAAAUAAUGAUGGGCUUUGAUGAGAGCAGUAGGAAGAUGUAUUUCGAAGGCUUGUUCCAAGACAAGAACAGAGCCCAAGAAGUCUUCAGGUUGGUAAGGGAAAAUGAACAGGUGUUCAAUAUAUGUCAGGUCCCUUUGCUCUGCUGGCUGGUGGCUACUUGUCUAAAAAAUGAAAUGGAGAAGGGAGGAGACCCGGCCUCCAUCUGCAGACGUGCCACCUCUGUGUACACCACUUUUAUCCUCAAUUUGUUCAUUCCCAAAAGUGCUCAAAAUCCAAGUAAAAAAAGCCAAAACCUAUUUCUGGGCCUGUGUUCCCUGGCUGCCGAGGGUAUGUGGACUGACAAAUUUGCAUUUAACCAGGAGGACCUUGGGAAAAAUGGGAUUGUCACCUCAGACAUCUCCACACUGCUGAACAUGAGGAUAUUUCUGAAGAGCAAGGACUCCAAGAAUAUGUACACGUUCCUCCACCCAUCCGUCCAGGAGUUCUGUGCCGCCAUGUUUUACCUGGUGAAGAGCCACAGCGACCACCAUAGUAAAGACGUUCAGGGGAUAGAGGCACUGCUGCUCACGUUUCUAAAGAAAGUCAGGGUGCAGUGGAUUUUCGUGGGCUGUUUCAUCUUUGGCCUUCUGCACAAAUCGGAACAAGAGAAGCUAGAGAUGUUUUUUGGCUACCAGUUGUCCCAGGAGGUAAAGCAGAAGUUGUGUGAGAGCCUGGAGAAGAUCAGUGCCGACGAAGAGCUUCGGGAACAAGUCGAUGACAUGAAGCUGUUUUACUGUCUGUUUGAGAUGGAGGAUGAGGCUUUUGUCAUGCAGACGAUGAGCUUCCUGCAGCAGAUCAAGUUUGUGGCCAAGGAUUAUUCUGACCUGAUUGUGGCCUCCUACUGCUUGAAGUACUGUUCUACCCUGAAGACGAUAUCCUUUUCAACCCAAGACAUCCUGCAGGAAGAGCGAGAACACAGCUAUCUGGAAAAGCUGCUCAUCUGUUGGCAAGAUGUGUGCUCUGUGCUUGUAAGCUGUCAGCAAAUGCAGAUCCUCCAGGUGAAAGACACUUAUCUGGAUGAGUCGGCCUUCUUAGUGUUGUAUACUCAUCUGCAGCAUCCCAGCUGUACCCCUCAUAUAUUAGAGGUAAACAACGUGUCCUUCUCGUGUGACAACCACCUGUUCUUUGAGCUGCUGAAUCAGAAACAGAGCCUGAGACACUUGGACCUCAGCCUCACUUCCCUCUCCCGCAGUGACGUGAAAGUGUUGUGUGACAUGCUGAACCAGGACGAGUGUAACAUAGAAAAGCUCCUGGUAGCAGGCUGCCAGCUUUCCCCCGAUGACUGCAAGAAUUUUGCCUCCAUCCUGAUCAGCAGCAAGAAGCUGACGCAUCUUAAUGUCGCAUGCAACAGCUUGGACAAAGGGAUACACUUGCUCUGCAAGGCUUUGUGCCACCCAGACUGUGUUCUGAAGAACUUAGUGUUGGCCAACUGCUCCCUCAGUGAGAAAUGCUGGGAUUACCUUUCUGAUGUUCUUAAACGGAACAAAACCCUGACUCACCUAGACAUCAGCUCCAAUGACGUUAAGGACAAAGGACUGAAGGUUCUCUGCAAGGCUCUGAGUCUCCCGGACAGUGUCCUGAAGUCACUAUUUUUGCGACGUUGCCUCAUCACCACUAGUGGCUGCCAAGACCUGGCUGAAGUCCUCAGCAUCAACCAGAACCUGAGAAGCCUCCAGAUUUCCAACAAUAAGCUUCAAGACGCUGGAGUGAAGCUGCUGUGCGAUGCUAUCAAACAACCCAACUGCCACUUAGAGAAUAUUGGGUUGGAAGGCUGUGAGCUAACUGGGGCCUGUUGUGAGGACCUGGCUUCCAUUUUUAGCCAGAAUAAAACCCUGUGGGCAAUCAACCUGAGGCAGAACGCCUUGGACCGCCGUGGGCUGGCUAUGCUGUGCGAGGCUGUGAAACAUCACAGGUGUACGCUGCAUGUACUUGGGCUACGAAUUACCGACUUUGAUAAGGAAACCCAGGAGCUUCUGCUUGCUGAGGAGGAGAAAAAUCCCUACUUGACCAUCGUAAGCAGUGCCAAGGCAGAGGGGAUGGGGGAGAAGGGCAAGGCCUGUCAGAGCCACAAGCUCCGGUGGGCUGGGGCCCCUUCCCCAGGAGCCCGCUGGCCAUCCAGUCUAGCAGAAACAGUGGACUUGGGGAUUGGAGAGAGAUCCUGUCUCAGCACAAUGGUGGAGAGUGAUUAUGAGAGUCCCAUCACACCCAGGGAGAAGAAUUCCAUCCCCAAACUCUUUGAAAUGUUUCUCCAUGGUGUUCAGGCUUGUGAGGGUACAAGACUUAGUCCCAAGGCAGCUUAUGGAUGGCCAAGGCCCAUAGAAGUAGCAACUUCAAAACCAAAGUUGUGGAAGCUACAAGGGAUUUUCAGCAGGAGCCGACGGUACAGCCUCCACCCAAGCUCCAGUUCUGACUGUCCGCUGUAG